UUCUGUAAUAUUCCUAUGUUCUUAUGGAGACGCUUCUCAUCCUUUAUGACUCAUCGGACGCCUGAGUUGUGCGUGAGCAGGCGACUUUCUUUCACCCCUUUCUCUCUCUCUAAAUUUCUCCAUUUUUCCAUCAUUUUUAGGACUUGGGUCUUAAAUUUUCUUCACAAAACAAUAGAAUUUGAUUGAAAAAUGUCUCCUGCUGUACCUUCUGAAUCUGAACCCAUUUCUCUCCAGAAGCCAAUUCAUGAAACAUUGAAAAUUCAUGAUAUUUCUGAAACAAAAUCACGUUUUCCUGGCCUGAGAGGCGUGCAAUGGCGAGUAGAUCUCGGGAUUUUGCCUUCUGAUGACUCUUCCAUCGAUGAGCUGAGAAGGGUUGCUGCUAAUUCACGAAGAAGGUAUGCUACCUUGAGAAGGCGUCUUUUAAUAGAUCCACAUGUUCCUGACGAUGGGACUAGAGCUUCAGAUCAUGUUAUGGAUAAUCCGCUCUCACAAAAUCCUGAAAGCAUGUGGAGUCGAUUUUUCCGAAAUGCUGAGCUGGAGAGGAUGGUCGAUCAGGAUUUGUCACGGUUAUACCCAGAGCAUGGCAGCUACUUCCAGACACCGGCAUGUCAAGCCAUGUUGAGACGCAUAUUGUUGUUGUGGUCUCUCAGGCAUCCAGAGACUGGUUACAGACAAGGUAUGCAUGAGCUUUUGGCUCCUUUAUUAUAUGUUCUUCAUGUUGAUGUCUUGCGCCUCGCCCAGGUCAGAGAACUUCAUGAAGAUCAUUUCAAUGACAAGUUUGAUGGCUUGUCCAAUAUCAAAUGGGCAAUAGAGGACGGUGAUGAUGACAUAAAUUUUCGGCAAACUGUGGCCAAAGUUAGCAGCCUGGAUGAGCUUGAUCCUGACAUAAGGUCCAUUGUAUUAGUUAGUGAUGCUUAUGGGGCAGAAGGUGAACUCGGGGUUCUCUUAUCUGAGAGAUUCAUGGAGCAUGAUGCUUACUGUAUGUUUGAUGCACUAUUGAGCGGAGGUGGUGGUGGUGUGGCCAUGGCUGAUUACUUCUCUCCUUCACCUAAUGUGGGUUCUUUAACUGGUCUACCACCUGUAAUAGAAGCAUCCUUUUCAUUAUAUCGAUUGCUUUCUAUAGUUGAUAUAUCCCUCCUUGACCAUUUGGUGGAGCUUGGGGUUGAACCACAGUACUUUGCGCUUCGAUGGCUACGUGUACUAUUUGGGCGAGAAUUCUUACUAGAAGAUCUCUUGCUUGUUUGGGACUCAAUAUUUGCUUGCGAUAAUAGUCCUGUUAUUCCCGAUAAUAACAAUGAUAAUCAUGUGAGAAUUGCAAAUUCUCCUCGAGAGGCAUUUAUUUCAGCCAUGGCCGUCUCUAUGCUUCUGCAUCUCCGGUCCUCUUUGCUCGCUACCGAAACUGCCACUGCCUGUCUUCAGAAGCUGCUCAACUUUCCUGAGAAUAUAGAAGUGAAAAAAUUGAUUGAGAAGGCAAGAUCUUUGUAUACUAUUGCUCUUGAUACAAGAGUACCCUCUUAUUUUUACCCAGGGGCUUUUGAUGCUAGUAAAUCUGCACUUACUCGUAAUUCUAGCCUUUCAUCUCCUCGCCAGAUUUCAGGUUCGCUAUCUCCUAAUUCUCUUUUGGGUUCACUACCUGAUAGCUACUGGGAAGAGAAAUGGAGGAGCUCAAUGUUGAAGUCAGAGCAAAGGAAAGGAAGCUUGAAAUCGACUGAGAAAAAGGCUUUAGGAAGGGGACGAUUAAGCCUAGCAAGGGCUGAAUCAGAGCCAUCUCAUACAAAGACAGCAAAUGGCCAAAAUGGACAUCAGUACCCUGUCAGGAGAAGGCUUUUAGAGGAUCUGAACCGAGAGCUUUGCUCAAAUGAAGAUUUAGAAAACCCAUCUGGCAGUAUGUCUAGCCCUGAAAGGCCUUUUUCUGUCCAGAUAGAUGCUGAAAAGGAUAUGGAGGAAGAAACAAGUGGAGCAGGAGGAAGUGAGGAAAGCUCGCCAAAUAUAUCAACAUAUGCUAGUGCCCUUAUUCGAGCUAUCGACAAUGAGAAUGACUCCGAAAAAAGUAGUGUCACUAGUGCUUUAUCUCUUGAUGGUGAUGAUAGUGAUCGUGUGGAUGAAGCAUGCACCAUUGUUCCUGAGUGCCAACCCCUUUUGGAAUCUGAAACCAAGGAGGGUUUGGAGCAGAGAGAACUUGGGGCUGACGCAAUUGUGAAGGUCACCGAGGAAGCAAAUGGUAAAAAGGAGGCUGGCUCAAAGGAUAGGAAACCUAUCUCUGGCAAAUUUCAGUGGUUUUGGAGGUUUGGUCGGUCCAAUGGAGAAGAAGCUUUCGAGAAAGGAGACAUGGUAUUGAAUGGAAAUGUGAAUGAGGGGCACAACAACUCUGACCGCCGUGCUGGUGGGUUGGCCUCCGAAGGGUCAAGUAGUUUGCCCGAGUGUACUGAUGUAGUGGAAACAGCAGAUAAGAAUGUGAUCAGUACAUUCAGAAGCCUUGGACAGUCUAUGCUUGAAAAUAUUCAGGUCAUCGAGUCAGUUUUCCAGCAAGAACGAAGCCAGGUGGGUUCGUUGGAGAACUUGUCAAGAAAUAUUUUGAAUAGCAAAGGGCAAGUCACAGCCAUGGCGGCUCUCAAGGAACUCCGGAAAAUUAGCAACCUUCUUUCUGAAAUGUGAGGUGGUUUUGUGAAUAUAUAACUGUAAUUAUCAUUCUUCCAUCCAUGAAUAAAUAAUAUUCCUGGUUUUGCCAUCA
This is a messenger RNA of Amborella trichopoda, 2731 nucleotides long. Its product is annotated as Ypt/Rab-GAP domain of gyp1p superfamily protein. The record is from RefSeq and is a predicted model, not a curated record. NCBI's taxonomy places the organism in Eukaryota, Viridiplantae, Streptophyta, Magnoliopsida, Amborellales, Amborellaceae. Gene Ontology annotation, molecular function: GTPase activator activity. Gene Ontology annotation, biological process: activation of GTPase activity.